AUGGGGCUGAGCAUUGGAUUUGUGGCCUUAGAAACCUUCAUCCACACACACAUCAUCACCCAUGUACUAGGGAAGCAACUGGAGGGGAACUUCAUAGGGGCUAAUGCAUUGGGGCAUGGGAGAGAAGAGAAAUCCAAUGGGUCAGGGCAAUCUAGAGAAAGAGAGGCUAAAAGGACCUUUUGUGUAGGGUACCCUAAGGUUAGCGAUUUUCAAAUGCCUUUGCAUUACCCUCGUUACACCAAGGAAGACUACAUGAAAAUGCCCGAGUGGAGAGUGGACUUGCUUUUGAAAGAAUAUGGACUGUUUGUGGAGGGUACCCUACAAGAGAAGAGGGAAUAUGCUAUGGGUGCUUUCCUUUGGCCUGACCAAAUCUAA
Molecule: messenger RNA, 375 nt
Organism: Amborella trichopoda
Lineage: Eukaryota; Viridiplantae; Streptophyta; Magnoliopsida; Amborellales; Amborellaceae
Source: RefSeq, a predicted model, not a curated record